AUGAAGGACUGUAAAUGGUUGACAGGAAUAGAAUCUGGGUUGCAGAGAAAUAUUGAAAAUCAACAUGUACAGUUUAAACUAGUAGAGCCUGAAGAAGAUGUAGAAGUUCGCCCAGUUGUAAAAGUGAACAAGAUAGAAGUGAGAAAGGCGAAUCUUGGUGGACAUCGUUUUGAGCGUUUUUCAUCCUGGAAUAGACUGGUUCUAGCAAUUUCAUGUUUGAAAAGAAUUGCAAAUAAAUAUCAUAAAAAUGUACAGACUGAUACAAGAAACAAUGUAGAAUUCAAGAAAGCUGCAGAGAUUAUGAUUCUGAAAGAAGCUCAAAGGGAAUCCUAUUCUAAAGAAAUAGAUUUAUUAAAAACUGACAAAUCAGUUGCUAGAGACAGUAGUUUAGUGAAGCUCUCACCUAUUUUAGACUCCAAUGACUUGUUAAGGGUUGGUGGUAGAAUAAGAAAUGCCAGGUUAGACACAGGGAAGAAAAUUCCUAUAAUAAUACCAGGAAAGCAUCAUAUCGCAAUGCUUCUAGUUAGACACUUUCACCAGUUGAUAUCUCAUCAGGGUCGUCAUCUGACUGAAGGAGCAGUACGUUCAGCUGGAUAUUGGAUUACAAGUGGAAAACGACUUAUUAGUCGUGUAAUUCAUAACUGCGUUAGAUGUCGUAAGUUAAGAAGACCUACUGAACACCAGAAAAUGGCGGAUCUUCCAAUUUGUCGCUUGACUCCAAGUCCUCCUUUCACAUACGUGGGCGUCGAUACUUUUGGGCCUUGGUCUAUAGUUUCCAGACGUACAAGAGGUGGUUUAAGCAAUAGUAAACGCUGGGCAAUACUGUUUUCAUGUUUGAAUACUAGAUCAGUCCAUAUUGAGGUGAUAGAGGAGAUGAGUGCUUCAUCAUUUAUAAAUGCGUUAAGGAGAUUCAUUGCCAUUAGAGGUCAAGUGAAAGAGUUUUACUCAGACCGUGGAACAAACUUUAUAGGAGCUGUUGGAGAAAUGGGUAUGGACAAAGUGAAUGUAGAAGAUACAGAUAUUAAAGGUUUUCUAAGAAAUCACAGUGCUGUCUGGUAUUUCAGUGCACCUCAUUCAUCACAUAUGAAUGGAUCGUGGGAAAGAAUGAUCGGUUUGGCCAGAAGAAUUUUGGACUCCAUGUUGUGUGAUAUUAGUACUAAACAUUUUACUCAUGAAGUACUUUGUACAUUGAUGUCUGAAGUCAUGUGUAUUAUUAACAGUAGACCAAUUACCACUGUGUCAGAUGACCCAACUUCUCCAGCCGUUCUUUCUCCAAAUGUACUGUUGACGCAAAAGGUGAAUUCCGACAUUGAACCUCUUCAGAACUUUGAUGUAAAAGACAUGUAUAAAUCUCAGUGGCGGCAGGUACAAGUACUAGCUGAUCAAUUCUGGAAACAUUGGAGAGUUCAGUAUCUUCACAGUCUACAAGUUAGGAGAAAAUGGCAAACUGAACGUUCAAACAUAAAGUCUGGUGAUGUUGUAUUAAUGAUGGAUAGUAAUGUACCGCGUAUUCACUGGCCAGUUGGAAUAGUAGAAAAUGUGUUUCCUAGUUCUGACGGACUUGUACGUAAAGUUUCGAUACGUGUGAUAAAUGAAGGCAAAGUUGCAAAUUACACGCGUCCGAUUACCCAAUUGGUGCAUUUGCUUUCUGAAUGA
Molecule: messenger RNA, 1656 nt
Organism: Mercenaria mercenaria
Lineage: Eukaryota; Metazoa; Mollusca; Bivalvia; Venerida; Veneridae
Exons: 1
Coding region: 1-1656 (551 amino acids)
Biological process (GO): DNA integration
Molecular function (GO): nucleic acid binding
Source: RefSeq, a predicted model, not a curated record